Anopheles moucheti is the source of this 4458-nucleotide messenger RNA. RefSeq names its product xenotropic and polytropic retrovirus receptor 1-like. The coding region runs from base 864 to 2819 and encodes 651 amino acids. Lineage: Eukaryota; Metazoa; Arthropoda; Insecta; Diptera; Culicidae. Gene Ontology annotation, molecular function: inositol hexakisphosphate binding. The transcript has 8 exons. Gene Ontology annotation, cellular component: cytoplasm; Golgi apparatus; plasma membrane. The record is from RefSeq and is a predicted model, not a curated record. Gene Ontology annotation, biological process: phosphate ion transport; cellular response to phosphate starvation.
CGGAAUGACAGUGGUACAGCCUGUCGCACAGUGCACUUCUAGCUUCCUGCGCUUGCAAGUGAUCUUCCGUCGUUUUUUGAGUUGUGUUUUGUUUUUAUUAUUUGCUUACGUUAUUUUCCUUUUGAUUUGAUAUUUCUAACCCCACCAUCGCGCGCUGGACCAAACGGGCCAGUUUGACUGCAAAACCAAAUAAACACAAUCAAACAGCAGUCCCGCAGCUCGACGAGCUGAACAGGGAAAACGGCCGUGUCGUCAACAGUGUGUUAAUACGAUCCAGUGUUUCUUCGGAAUCAUCUCAGUUAUCACGGACCGGGCGUGUUACGUAGCAUAAGAACACAAUUGUACGCUUUCGUCGCAAAAGGAUGUCUAAUCAGAAUACAUAAAUUUUCACCGGUACUCAAUUAUCACGCUUCGAAUUGUUCGUCCAGCCGCAAUCGACAUCUGCACAGUUUAGACACUUUAAAAUUCAUCGCAUCGUUAAAUUUCAUCUGUUUCUACUAAAUGUAAGAUAUUUCUUGCAUGUGUGCCUUAUACGGGAUCCUUGAUGCAAUUGCAACAACGCGCCGCUAAAUUGUUCCACCAAGACGAGAAAUUGUUUGUUGAAAUACAAAGUCAUGUUGCAGCUGAUGUAUUGGGCCGCGACCUAAAUUGUACAUAGUAGAACAACACUACACAAUUGUGCUUCAUUGAUCAUCGCAAAAUUAGAAAGGUGUUUAGGAGAUCACGGCAGUUUCUGAAACGUGACGUCGUGACACUAUCAGGAUGAAGUUUGCAGAACACUUAUCCGCGCACAUCACUCCAGAAUGGCGCAAACAAUACAUCAACUACGAGUAACGCUAAUUUGUAAUGUGUAUUUUUAGGAAAUGAAAGCGAUGCUGUACACCGCUAAUGAAGAAGCACCGGCGCUAGAUAGCGUAGAGGAAGAUGUUAGAAAACGUCAUUUUGCAAACUUUGACGAAAACUUUUAUCACUAUUGCGACCAGGAGCUGAAGAAAAUUAACACAUUUUACUCGGAAAAGUUAGCGGAGGCGACACGUAAAUAUGCCGCCCUGAUCACUCAGCUACGGACUACGCUCGAGAGCCAACAAAAAAGCAAGAGCAAAGGUCACAGUCAUAAACCAAUCAAUUUACCCUAUCGGAAGGCACAGGAGUUAAAACUUGCGUUCAGCGAAUUCUAUCUCAGUCUCAUUCUGCUGCAGAACUAUCAAAACCUCAAUCAUACCGGCUUUCGCAAGAUAUUGAAAAAGCAUGACAAAAUAUUGGCUUCGGACAACGGCGCUCGAUACCAGAAGGAGCAAGUCGAGAUGAGCCAUUUUUUCAUCAACAAGGAUAUUGACAAACUGAUCAAUGACACGGAAACAACGGUCACGACCCAGCUCGAAGGGGGCGAUCGACAACGGGCAAUGAAACGGCUACGAGUACCACCUUUGGGCGAGCAACAAAGCCCAUGGACCACUUUCAAGGUGGGCCUGUUCAGCGGUAGCUUCGUUGUGCUGUUUGUCGCCGUGAUCUUAUCUGCCGUCUUUCAUGACAGUGCUAAUGGCGAGAAUCUCAAGAUCGCUUUUCGAUUGUACCGCGGUCCAUUGCUGCUGAUUGAAUUCAUUUUCCUAAUCGGCGUUAAUAUCUAUGGGUGGCGCUCGUCCGGUGUAAACCAUGUGCUCAUCUUUGAGUUGGAUCCUCGCAACCAUCUAUCCGAGCAGCAUCUGAUGGAGAUGGCGGCUAUCUUCGGUGUGGUAUGGACGCUCAGUUUAUUGAGCUUCCUGUACAGUGCAAGUCUGAGCAUACCACCUUACGUCAAUCCACUCUUUAUGACCGUGAUCAUGAUCGCAUUCAUAAUCAAUCCAUUGCGCGUGUUUCGUUACGAGGCACGUUUUUGGCUGCUGAAAACGAUAGGCCGUAUGGUGGCAGCUCCAUUCUUUCACGUAGGUUUUGCCGAUUUCUGGCUGGCUGAUCAGUUAAAUAGUCUCGUUACAGCUCUACUAGAUUUCCAAUUUCUUACCUGUUUUUACGCUACGAAUGGCAAUUGGUUGGAAGCAGGCAAUACUCGUGAAUGUAUGGAGGAAAGCUAUAUAAUCCGUCCAUUGGUGAAUUGUUUGCCCGCAUGGUUUCGGUUUGCCCAGUGUCUGCGGCGUUAUCGGGAUUCCCGAGAGGCCUUUCCACAUUUGGUAAAUGCUGGCAAAUAUGCAACAACUUUCUGCGUAGUUAUCUUUGCCACGUUGCGGUCCGCUAAUGCUCAUAAAUAUGAGGACUCUUCGGAUAACGUUUUCCUUUGGCUAUGGCUGUUUAGCUCCGUUGUAUCGUCCUGCUACGCAUAUACUUGGGACAUCAAGAUGGAUUGGGGACUGUUCGAUAAGAAUGCGGGAGAAAAUACUUUUCUUCGAGAGGAGAUUGUUUAUUCUAUGCCAUUUUUCUAUUAUUUUGCCAUCAUAGAAGAUCUGGUAUUGCGGUUCGUUUGGAUUGUAUCGUAUGCACUGACGGAAAAUAAGCUUGUCAGCGGAGAUCUAAUGACAUCGAUCCUAGCACCACUUGAAGUGUUUCGUCGUUUCGUAUGGAAUUUCUUCCGUCUUGAAAACGAACAUCUAAAUAAUUGUGGUAAGUUCCGUGCUGUACGGGACAUCUCCAUUGCUCCAAUAGAUUCUAACGAUCAAGUAAUCAUACUCAAAAUGAUGGACGAAGAGGAUGGUGUUAUUAAUCGGUAUACCAAGCAUAAUCGACCAAAGCCAAAAAAGACGAAAGAUGAUCGCCGCGCCUUGUUACCAGUAUUUAAAGGAACGCAUGAAGCCACGCCUCCCGAUGCGACUAGCACCAAACACGUUUGAGUGUGCGUACCGCUUCGACUUUAAAACGAAUGCAAAUUGAUUUCAAACGAAAAACCCAUUAACUGAUUGUUAGUUGAUUGUUCAUUAACAACUUCUCUUGAUUUGCCAACAUUUGAUAAUGUCAAGCGUACAAAAAAAGAUUAGUGCUUGUCUUAAAUAGGAAAUUUGUAGGUUGUACUUAGAAUGUACUUAUUUUCUUGUUGGUUAGGUUCAUUUAAAUAUUUUGUUUGUUUUACUGAGAUAAUACAGGUCCAUGUGUAGGCAUAUUAAAAUGGGGAUGAACUAAUUUUUAUUAGAUAUCCUCUUAAAUAUUUAAUUGUCGGACGUAUCAACUUAGUAGUUUCAUAGAAAUCGAUUUUAUAGUUGCGUAAGGAUUGUUCUGUUUUAAUUUACUUCACUUGUUUUGAAUUGGUGACUGUUGUAUGAGCCCGGUGAGCAUGCAACGGUAAAAAAAAAGCCGAGUAAGAAACGAUCCAACAACACACCCGAGUUAGGUCCGAGUUAAAAUCUCGUUUAGACCUUGCCUCUUAAUACGCAGGACUGACUAUUCCGCUAUUGAUAAUUGAAAUUUACAAACAUACAACAGCCUUACCUUUACUGUAUCAGAGCUUGUUACAUGCAGUAACAAAUGAAGAGAAAAAAAUAGAUAAAUAAUUCGUUCGCACAGUUUUCUAAAUUAUUAACUAAUGCUAGUUACAUUGCAUGAUUGUCUAAAGAUUCAUGCCAAUUACCAAAGCAGAAGAAGGGUACUUACAAGCCGCCGUAACAUAAGCGACAUUCCGUUCUGCACGGUUCCAAAAAGGUGCGAUGCCUAUGUUGGUGAAAGACGAGGAAAGAUAUGAAAAUGUAUGCCAUAUUAAUUGGAUUUUAUAAAACCAGUGUUUCGUGGAAUCAUUUGGAUUGUUUUAUAAAUGCUAGAAUAAGAAAUGGCACAGAUGUACUAAACAAACUUUCGGAUUGCGGUAGUUCAGGUUACGUUACAUUAAAUAAGACAAUAUGCCUUUCAGAGAGACUACAAAAUACGAAUCAUCUUCUACAGUGUUUCAACAAGUUUUGCCUUAAAUCAAGCCGGCUAAUAUUCGCGUUCAUGUAAACAGAAAAAAUGAGAUUUUACUGUUACACCGCUGUGAACCUUUAAACAUUGUUGAUUGCAAAAGAAACGAAAUAGGUAACACGAUUGAUAUACGAUAUUGAUAAAAUGCAAUAAUCUAUGCAUAUAUGCAGGGAUAUACCAUCUUCCAAAAUGGCCAUAAUAUUAGAAUAGAUGUUACAAAAUCUGCAACGAUUAUAUUAGUUUUCCUCAUCGCAGUAUUACUUAAGUUUAUUUUACUGUUACAGCUGUUCAUUCUGCACCCUGAAAAUUUGAACCGGUUUGUUGUAAAUGGUUGUACUGCUUGAUACUUUUGUAACAUUGCUUUCUUCUGUUUCGUUAACGUUUCUUCCAUUUUUAAACAUUUUUAUACAUGUAUCAUCAUAUGAAACAUGUAUAUUCAUAAUGUGAAUUCCUUUCAAUAUUGCCCACAACUAUUAUAUUAAACCGAUACUUUAAAUAUUACCAAGUUACCUAAGUGCAAACUGGUUAAACGAAGAAAUUCGUUAAAUUUCUAUAUGUGAUUCGGGAUGUGAUUGUAAUAACAAU